Drosophila santomea is the source of this 3250-nucleotide messenger RNA. It is a transcript of the gene ClpX, whose product is annotated as ATP-dependent Clp protease ATP-binding subunit clpX-like, mitochondrial. The record is from RefSeq and is a predicted model, not a curated record. The transcript has 6 exons. The coding region runs from base 737 to 2773 and encodes 678 amino acids. Lineage: Eukaryota; Metazoa; Arthropoda; Insecta; Diptera; Drosophilidae. Gene Ontology annotation, biological process: protein folding; protein catabolic process; proteolysis. Gene Ontology annotation, molecular function: ATP-dependent protein folding chaperone; ATP hydrolysis activity; ATP binding. Gene Ontology annotation, cellular component: mitochondrial matrix.
CGGCCUCGACACAGUCAAAAUUCCAGCAGACAACAAAAUUCCCAGUUUCAAAGCCACAGUUUUUGGCUCCUCGUUUUUGUCCACUUUAUGUCACUUUGUGUUCCACUGUGCGUUGCGCGGCCUCACCGAAGAUUGAGAAGAAGAAGAGCUGCGAACAGCUGAGGCCGAUAGUAACAAUCGAUUGCUAUCGUAAUCGUUUACUUGGAUUGCUGCGAUUUUUCCAUAUUUUCCGAGUACUUACAAGAGACAAAAAUUGGAUCAGAUAAUGGUGGAGACCCUACAAAUUAGCGGAUCUUUUAAUACGGUAUAACCACCGAAUAAGCAAGAAGAAGCAUAGCGAGUGUGGCAGCCAAAACAACGAGAAUCACACGCACGCACACAGCCACAAAAAUUACGUGCAGAGCGCAAUCUAUUCCCCCCAUUUUCCUCCGAAAAUAAAGCAAGGCAGGCGGAAAAUCAUCCAAAUUGCGACGCAUUUUGGAGAGCGACGGAAAACCAACAAGUGGAUACAAAAGAGGAAUCCCUAAAAGCCGAGCCAUCCCCAGCAGGAGUCACAACAACUUACAGAUCAACUUUGCAGAUCAGCAGAGCAAGAAGAAGAAGCGGCGGCCAGCUGAGUAGCGAAGCAAAGCAGGGGCGCAGGGGAAUCCGAGUCCAGAAGCAACUGCAGCGGGCGCGGAGGAAGCGGUAGAAGGAACAGAGGUAGAAGGCGCAUAGGCGGCGGGCAGCAGCCACCAUGAGCAUGGUGCGGCGGAUUAUCCUGCUGGGCCCCAAAUACAGUGUGUGGGCAAAGGGAAGCGGGGCUGGUCAAUCACAGCGCUCGGCAAGAUGUGUUAUCCUAAGCGCAGGAUCUGCGGAUGACAGCAACUGCGGCGUAAGACGCUUCCACCUAGCAACACGGAACUGCGCAAGGAAUCGACUGAUGAGAUUGGAGCCCGCGAUGGCAAUACCAGCAUAUAUUGAUGUAACCAACGCCACCUCCAGAACGCCAGGGGACUCCAGCGACAGUGGUAGCGGCAGCGAAGGGGGAGCCAGUGCGUCGGGAGGUAGUGGAGCGAAGAGCCCAGGCAGUGCGGCUGGUUCUGGAGCCAGUUCGGCUAGUGGCGCCGAUCCGCCAGGCGGCGGCAGUGACAAGUUCCUCUCGUGCCCAAAGUGCGGCAGCGCCUGCACCCAGGUUGAGACUUUUGUGAGCUCGACGCGGUUCGUUAAGUGCGCCAAGUGCAACUACUUCUUCGUUGUGCUCUCGGAAGUGGAGACCAAGCAGCGCACCAAGGACGAGCCCAAGAACCAGCGCAAGCCGCCACCUCCACCACAAAAGAUAAUGGAGUACCUGGACAAGCACGUUGUGGGACAGGACUUUGCCAAAAAGGUGCUGGCAGUGGCCGUCUACAACCACUACAAGCGCAUCCACCACAAUCUGCCGCAACUGCAAAACCAGGGAGCUGGUGCCAGUGGAUCCGGGGGCGGCCUAGAUGGUAUUCCUCGGCCCGACCUGCUACACAUUACCGGUAUAGGACACACCCUGAACAGCUCCCCGGGCAACGAACUGCCUCCAAAGUCGCCGUCUCAGAUGGGCAUGGGCGGGGGAAUGGGAGGACCUGGACUUGGAGCAGGACUAACGGGUGCAUCAUCCAGCAGUGCGCGUGGAGGUGGCGACCAUCGAUCCGGAUCAGAAAUACUUGACCGCCAGUCCGGCGAUGUCAAACUGGAGAAGAGUAACAUAAUCAUGUUGGGCCCCACGGGAUCCGGUAAGACGCUGAUCGCCCAGACCAUAGCCAAGUGCCUGGAUGUGCCCUUCGCCAUUUGCGACUGCACCACGUUGACACAGGCGGGCUAUGUGGGCGAGGACAUCGAGAGCGUUAUUUCAAAGCUGCUGCAAGAUGCCAACUACAAUGUAGAGCGCGCACAGACGGGCAUUGUUUUCCUCGACGAGGUGGACAAAAUCGGUGCCGUCCCCGGAAUUCACCAGCUUCGUGACGUUGGAGGCGAGGGCGUGCAGCAGGGCAUGCUAAAAAUGCUCGAAGGCACAGUGGUCAACGUGCCGGAGCGGAACUCCCCGCGCAAGCUGCGUGGCGAAACAGUCCAGGUGGACACCACAAAUAUCCUUUUCGUGGCCUCUGGUGCCUACACAGGACUGGACAGGCUUAUCGCACGUCGUCUCAACGAAAAGUAUUUGGGUUUCGGCAUGCCUUCGACCAGCGGAUCUGGCCGUCGUGCAGCUCAAUCAGCCGCCAGUCCCAUGGACAACGACCAGGAGGAGCGUGAUAAAUGCCUGACCAAAGUGCAGGCUCGUGAUCUCGUUGAGUUCGGCAUGAUACCGGAAUUCGUUGGACGUUUCCCGGUUAUCGUUCCCUUCCACAGUUUGAACGUUAGCAUGCUUGUGCGUAUCCUUACCGAGCCGCGAAACGCUCUAGUGCCGCAAUAUAAGGCACUCCUGGGUCUUGAUGAGGUAGAUCUUACGUUCACCGAGGAUGCUGUAAAGUCGAUAGCCCAGCUGGCGAUGGAAAGGCACACGGGAGCUCGUGGACUGCGCUCCAUAAUGGAACAACUGCUGCUGGAUCCCAUGUUCAUAGUGCCUGGUUCAGAUAUUCGAGGUGUUCACAUAACCGCCGAUUAUGUCAAGGGCAGCUCCACCCCCGAGUACAGUCGUGAUGCAGACGCCCCGGCAUCUGGGACGGUUGCGACGGAUUCCGAUACCACAACCGAUAAUGAUAAGAACUUUGAGAAUAGUGAGAAAUCUGGUUUGAAUGGUAAAUUUAUUGGUUCAUCGUAGAUCCCUUCCUCGAACCCAUCACUCUGUAAAAUAUGACCCGCUGAGGAGUGUAUGAAUGCUUUCGCAUACAAUCAUAAAGAAUAUAUCCUCAAUCCCAUAUGCAUCUGUGAUUCAUAAACGACAAGCAGCGCAAUCUUUUGAGCCCGAAGCACUUGUAAGUGGAAUAACAAAUCCAAAGUGAUUCAUGAAUAAGAGCCACAGUUUUUUUUAAACAUUAUAUUAUACAAAGAUCGGAAAUCUGCAAUGUUGGCAAUGAUGUGGUCAAUUGGCGCUAGGAUCCUCUCUUGCAUAUACCAAUUAUAUAUACAAACGUAAACAUAUAUUUAGGCAAAUUUUUGCAUAGUCUAAAUUGAGUUUCGAAAUGAGUUCUUGUAGCGUUGUAAUUAUGACAAACGAGAAGCACGUUCUACUUUUAACUAAUUUAAGUUGAAAAAUACAUUUCUAAAACAAAAAAUAAAUAAAAAAAUGAAAAAAAUU